Molecule: messenger RNA, 636 nt
Organism: Solanum stenotomum
Lineage: Eukaryota; Viridiplantae; Streptophyta; Magnoliopsida; Solanales; Solanaceae
Product: nuclear transcription factor Y subunit B-1-like
Exons: 1
Coding region: 58-636 (192 amino acids)
Biological process (GO): regulation of transcription by RNA polymerase II
Cellular component (GO): CCAAT-binding factor complex
Molecular function (GO): DNA-binding transcription activator activity, RNA polymerase II-specific; protein heterodimerization activity; RNA polymerase II cis-regulatory region sequence-specific DNA binding
Source: RefSeq, a predicted model, not a curated record
CACUUCUUUUUAAUUUCACUCUGGUGCUUUUUUGUUGUGUGAAAUUAAGAUACGGAGAUGAGCCCCGAACUGCCUGCUCAUCUCAACCAGGAAGUUGUUGAAAUCAUCAUUCAGGAGCAAGACCGAUUCAUACCAAACGUGGCCAGAAUCAUGGAUAGCACCCAUCCUUCCCAUGCCAAGAUAUCCGAUGACGCCAAACGGACCAUGUACGAAUGUAUCUCUGAGUUCAUAUGCUUUGUAACAUAUGAAGCCAACGCUCAUUGCCAGCGUGAGCAGCGGAACACCAUCACUGAUGAAGACGUGCAUUGGGUCAUUAACAAGUUUGGUUUUGAUGACUACAUUGAACCCUUUCCUUUGUACUUUCCUCGUUGUCGUGAGGAUGAUGGUGGCGAAUAUGGAUCCCUUAUAGGGGAGUCUUUGUUGAAGCGUCCAAUGGUUGAUACAACUUCAAGCUGCAACAUCACGCCUUAUCACCUGCCUCCUAAUUUUCCUAUGGCUGGUCAGCACUUUGUGUAUCCACCACCAAUGGGAAAUGGUGAUUUGCAGGGGGAUGCAUCUAAUGGAAGCACUUCUCAGUGUGUAAUGACUUCAAUGAAUAGUGACGUUGAAUCUCCUAUGGAGGAGGAUAAGGAGUGA